Molecule: messenger RNA, 690 nt
Organism: Caenorhabditis briggsae
Lineage: Eukaryota; Metazoa; Nematoda; Chromadorea; Rhabditida; Rhabditidae
Exons: 3
Coding region: 1-690 (229 amino acids)
Source: RefSeq, a predicted model, not a curated record
AUGCAAACUACUUUAGUGGUUCUCGGGUUUUUCGCUAUUCUGGCUGUCACUGAUGCUUGUUUCGCAUCGGGUAUCUGUGGUGGAGGAUGUGCUCCACCACCACCUCCAGUAUGCUCCGGUGGAUGUGGAGGAGGAUAUUCUUGUGGAAGAUAUGGAUGCUUCAGUGCAAAGGCAAGAGGUUCUAAGACUCUUUCUUUCAAGGCUGAGCGCACCAUGAGCCCAGACGAGAAAUUCAUGAGAUGCUGUGAAGAGAGAAACCUUCCAGAUGCCUGUCUCUCAAAAUGCUCCUUCCGUACCUAUACCAAGACUGCUCUCCAAGCUAUGUACUUCAAACAGGACUACUGUCCAAUGCAAGCCGCUGCUGACAUCCAAUACUGUGCUGCUCAAGGACAAGACCAUACCGAUUGCUGUGUCAGAAAUGCAGUUGGAACAACUCUGGCUGGAAACAAGUGCUUCACAUUCUGCGACCAACGUCCUGGAAACGUCACCCAACUCGAUUUGUCCUACUUGGCUUGCUACGACAGAUUCGAGAACAUGAAGGCUUGCUUCUGGCAGAAGCUCAAUGAACAAUCGACUCCAGAAUUCUCGUCUAACAUCGAUGGAGAGUCUGAGUUCUCCGAACAAGGACCAGCGAGACACUUUGCUUUGACCUCUUCUCGCACCUUCCAAGCCAAGACAUUUGGUCAAUAA